AUGGCCCGCGAGGACUACUCGCCCAUGCCCGGCUGCCUGAGCAACAACAAGGUGGCGGUGGUGUUCCAGUACGGCUCGGUGGUGCUCUUCAACUUCCACGACCUCUCGCCCGACACCAAUCCCAUCCUCGCCGCGGUGAAGCGCCACAGCCGCGAGUUCGUGGGCGAUCCCCGGAAGGACAACUACCGGGUGGUGGUGAUCCCGGGGCUGGACCGCUGGAGCCAGGGGGGCUCGGACAAGAUCAUGGUGAAGAAGCUGGACAUGGACGGCGUCCGGAUCAUCUCGCUGGUGCUGGGGCAGAGCAUCGCGCUGGAUCACUACACGCGCAGCAUCGACGAGAUGCUCAACACAUUCGGCGAGCUCAACCGGCAUAUGGAGCUCACGGGGACGUUCAAAAUGCAGCGCAAGGCGCUGUUCAAGCUGGUGGCGGCGGCCAACGCGGCGCUGGCGGACGCCAUCCUCCGCCUGGGGCUGCUGGAGCGGUCGGACGCGGCGUGGCAGAGCGCGCGGUACGAUCGCAUCUGGGAGCACAUGAGGGGCGACUUCGAGCUGGACGACCGCUUCGAGAGCCUCGAGUUUAAGAUCGGGAUCAUCCAGCACAACGUCAAGUUCUUCCUGGACAUCCUCCAGAACCGCAAGUCGGACACGCUCGAGUGGAUCAUCAUCUUCCUCAUCGCCGGGGAGAUUUGUGUGGGCGUCUACGACAUUUUGAACGGGGCAGGAGCGAUCUAG
Selaginella moellendorffii is the source of this 732-nucleotide messenger RNA. RefSeq lists its product as uncharacterized. NCBI's taxonomy places the organism in Eukaryota, Viridiplantae, Streptophyta, Lycopodiopsida, Selaginellales, Selaginellaceae. The transcript has a single exon. The record is from RefSeq and is a predicted model, not a curated record. The coding region runs from base 1 to 732 and encodes 243 amino acids.